AUGUUGUUUGCUUUAACGAUCUUGAUUCACUUUGGUGGAAAUCUGAUCAAUUGCAAUGAAGAUAUUCCCAUUUGUGACGAGCAAUUAAAACAACUGAAAGAAGACGUGAAAGACUGGGAAAAGAGAUGUGUGAAUGAAAGUCUGGAAAACUUGGAUGAAAUGGAACGAUAUUUUACUGAAAGUCAACGAUCUGACAAUGAAACUCAACGAUAUUUCAAUGAACGUCGACGUGAGAAUAAUUCCUCUGGUUGCACAGCAGAAAAAGAAUAUCUCCAGGAGAGAAUGCGUAUGCACUCAGAGAUGUGCUUCUAUGACGGACCUUAUCCUGAGCAAUAUAUGUUUUUGGCGAAGGACACUGCAAUCUUGGCUGUCGAUUUAACGACGCUGGAUGCGACAGUCGUCGUAGGUGGAAAAAGAAAUAUAUGGACGCUGGACAUUGACAUGAAAAAUAAGAAAAUAUAUUUUGCGGAAUUGGAUAAAGAGAUUCGUCGGGCAAAUUAUGAUGGAACUUCUGAAGAAAUCGUUGUGAAGGAUGCUAAGACACGGAGAUUAACAAUUGAUUGGAUAGGACGUCGUAUAUUCUGGAGUGAUUGGAGGAAGAAUAUCAUUAACGUGGCGACUUUAGAUGGUAAAGACAGCAGAACGCUGAUUAAAACUCUCGAGCCUUUGGAUAUAGCAAUUGACCCCAUCGAAGGGUAUUCAGAUCCUGUGGAGAUGGCUAUCCCCUCAUUGCAGGGGUGUUGGAGGGUGCCUUUGGAAGAUGAGAUGAUUGGCAAUGUGGCAAUGAUGAUGAUCAUUUUCCCCGGCACGCUCCCAAGCCGCGCUUUAUAAUUUCACUAACGGGAAUACACGUGGGAUUGAAUACCACCCUUUCUCACAAAAUCACCACACAUUGGGGAUGUUUUAUGGAACCAAUCAAUUCAGAGAACAGGAACCAAUCGAUUCAGGGAUUAGCCCCCAAUAGCAAACCAACAGCCCACUACAUACGGAUAAACAGAAUGCUCAUACAUAUUUGGACUUCAUCAUCAUCGCCGAUCUCACCACGAAUUCACGUCACACAAUUUCCGCUCAUUACCACAAAUCACAUAUGCGAGCACGUCGUUCCAAGACCUGCUAGCGGGUUAGAAACGUGCUUUCCCUAGUUAUGCUUGGAGUCUGAUGAAACGUAACUACAGUUUUCAACGAAAAACAAACGAAAGGGACUUGACCAGAAUGGCAAUAACCGGCAUUCAUUCCGGCCAAGGCAUCUCAUGCGUUUCCAUAUUGCACCCGGGUUUUUCCAAACAACAAACACAUAUUCGUAGCAUUUCAACCAUUUUCAAACCGUGUUUUUACGUGGACUCCGUGUUUUUACGUGGACUCCG
Molecule: messenger RNA, 1364 nt
Organism: Dendronephthya gigantea
Lineage: Eukaryota; Metazoa; Cnidaria; Anthozoa; Malacalcyonacea; Nephtheidae
Product: low-density lipoprotein receptor-related protein 4-like
Exons: 3
Coding region: 1-831 (276 amino acids)
Source: RefSeq, a predicted model, not a curated record